CCCCAGGUAUGGAGAGUGCAAUCACGCUGUGGCAGUUCCUGUUGCAGUUGCUGCUGGACCAGAAACAUGAGCAUCUGAUCUGCUGGACCUCCAACGAUGGUGAGUUCAAGCUCCUCAAAGCAGAAGAAGUGGCCAAGCUGUGGGGACUCCGCAAAAACAAGACGAACAUGAACUACGACAAGCUGAGCAGAGCCCUGCGCUACUAUUAUGACAAGAACAUCAUCAAGAAGGUGAUUGGGCAGAAGUUUGUGUACAAGUUUGUCUCCUUCCCGGAGAUCCUGAAAAUGGACCCCCACGCCGUGGAGAUCAGCCGGGAGAGCCUGCUGCUGCAGGACAGGGACUGCAAGGCGCCGCCCGAGGGCCGCGAGGCGCACAGACACGGCCUGUCAGCCCUCAAGAGCACCAGCCGCAACGAGUACAUCCACUCAGGCCUGUACUCGUCCUUCACCAUUAACUCCCUGCAGAACCCACCCGAGCCCUUCAAGGCCAUCAAGACGGAGAAGCUGGAGGAGCCGCCGGAGGACAGCCCUCCCGUGGAAGAAGUCAGGACUGUCAUCAGGUUUGUCACCAAUAAAACCGACAAGCACAUCAGCAGGCCCGUGGUGUCCCUGCCCUCCACGUCUGAGGCCUUCCUGGCCUCGUCCGUCUCCGCCAAGAUCUCCUCUUUAAUGCUGCCAAACGCCGCCAGCAUCUCGUCCGCCUCACCCUCCUCCUCUCGGUCCCCAUCCCUGUCCCCCAACUCGCCCCUCCCCUCUGAACACAGAAGCCUCUUCCUGGAGGCCGCCUGCCAUGACUCGGAUUCCCUGGAGCCCUUGAACCUGUCAUCGGGCUCCAAGACCAGGUCUCCAUCUCUCCCCCCCAAAGCCAAAAAACCCAAAGGCUUGGAGAUCUCCGCGCCUCCGCUGUUGCUCUCCGGCACCGAUAUUGGCUCCAUCGCCCUCAACAGCCCGGCCCUGCCCUCAGGAUCCCUCACCCCAGCCUUCUUCACCGCACAGACACCAAAUGGAUUGCUCCUGACCCCGAGUCCACUGCUCUCCAGCAUACAUUUCUGGAGCAGCCUUAGUCCGGUUGCUCCACUGAGUCCUGCCCGGCUGCAAGGGCCCAACACGCUGUUCCAGUUCCCAACACUGCUCAAUGGCCACAUGCCAGUGCCAAUCCCCAGCCUGGACAGAGCUGCUUCUCCAGUACUGCUUUCUUCGACCUCUCAGAAGUCCUGAUGACAUCUGGCCACAAUGAAAGACUCAUUCACUGAUGAAGCAAAUUUGUCCCCAUGGGCUAGUUUACCUGUGUCAUGAGAAGGACUUUGUGAAACCCUGUUAAUUUGGUUUGCACUUUUCAUAACAUGGAUGGUCUAGAUAUGUUAGCAUUUUUAAAACUUUUUUUUUAUAUUCAAGUAUAUAUGAAAAUCUGUUUUGCAUUAAGUGAAUUUUAAUGUUUUUGUUUUUAUAUCCUCUUAGCUCUUAAGUAUUGAACACUGUUGACAGUGAAGAACUUUUCUUAAUGGCUUUCAGUGUAACUAAUAAGGAUGUGAAGCUUUUUCGCUUUAAUUCUGCAUAUGCUGAACUGCUUAUACACUAUAACCAGCUGUGCCUUCCCUUGCAUUUAGUUUAAUGUAAAUGAUUUAUAUAUUUUUUAGAGAAAAUGUUUGAAAGACAAAGAUUAGUAUCAAACAGCUCUCUAGUAGAAUUUCAUUAUUUUUCACAAGUAGGCAAUAUGAAAGCAUAUUCAUAUUACUUUUUCUCUUUUGCUUUCAAUUAUAAGAAUUGCCUUAGAGCCUCUUUUGAACUGAAAUUCAAUAAAUGUAAUGUCCAAGUAAUGUUUUUAUAAGAAAAAACUAAGCCAUAUUUAGACAAUAAACAUUCAUGAAAGAAAA
Myotis lucifugus (little brown bat) is the source of this 1873-nucleotide messenger RNA. It is a transcript of the gene ELK3, whose product is annotated as ELK3, ETS transcription factor. Gene Ontology annotation, molecular function: sequence-specific DNA binding; DNA-binding transcription factor activity, RNA polymerase II-specific. The coding region runs from base 9 to 1217 and encodes 402 amino acids. The record is from RefSeq and is a predicted model, not a curated record. Gene Ontology annotation, cellular component: nucleus. Gene Ontology annotation, biological process: regulation of transcription by RNA polymerase II; cell differentiation. Lineage: Eukaryota; Metazoa; Chordata; Mammalia; Chiroptera; Vespertilionidae. The transcript is spliced from 4 exons.